Messenger RNA from Trichoderma atroviride IMI 206040, 1755 nucleotides. RefSeq lists its product as uncharacterized. Gene Ontology annotation, cellular component: membrane. The record is from RefSeq and is a predicted model, not a curated record. Gene Ontology annotation, molecular function: amino acid transmembrane transporter activity. NCBI's taxonomy places the organism in Eukaryota, Fungi, Ascomycota, Sordariomycetes, Hypocreales, Hypocreaceae. Gene Ontology annotation, biological process: amino acid transmembrane transport.
AUGUCCCGGCGGGCUAGCUCGGGCGACUCACCACCGUCGGUGGGUGCAGAGGAAAAGGGCAACUAUGGCCAGGAAUCCAAGGCCGUGCAGGACACGGCUGUGGUGCGCCAGUCAGAUUAUGUGAAUUCCUACGAUGAGGAGGAUUUCUGGACCAGAAAUGGCCUCAACGCAAGGUCGUUCCAGAAGAAGCACUAUGGCCUGGGAUUGGUGGAGCUGGACCGGGCGAUGAAGACUCGACACUUGCAGAUGAUUGCCAUUGGAGGCUCUAUCGGUGCCGGUUUCUUUGUUGGUUCUGGUGGUGCGCUGUCCAAAGGUGGUCCGGCUUCCGUUCUCAUCUGCUUCCUCCUCGUCGGUUUCAUGGUCUUCAAUGUCGUAUAUGCUCUUGGUGAACUUGCCAUCAUGUAUCCCGUUUCCGGAGGUUUCUACACCUAUGCCACCCGCUUCAUCGACCCCUCAUUCGGUUUCGCUGUCGGGUGGAAUUACUUCUUCCUCUGGUUCGUCGUCUUACCGCUCGAGUUGACAGUAUGCUCCCUCGUCAUACAAUAUUGGAACCAGGAUAUCAGCGUCGGCGUGUGGAUCACCAUCUUCUGGGUCGCCAUCAUCAUCAUCAACGUCUUUGGAAGCAUCGGUUAUGCCGAAGAAGAGUUCUGGUCCUCGGUCAUCAAACUCGCCGCCACCGUCGUCUUCAUGAUCAUCUCCUUUGUUCUCGUGCUCGGCGGCGGUCCUUCACGCGGCAAAUACAGCGAAUAUGUAGGAGCGCAUUAUUGGCAUGACCCUGGCGCGUUCCGCAAUGGCUUUCGCGGCUUCUGCUCCGUCUUUGUCACAGCGGCCUUCUCCUUCACUGGUACUGAGCUCGUCGGUCUCGCCGCAGCCGAGAGUCGCAACCCAGUCAAGUCACUUCCCAGCUCCAUUAAGCAGGUGUUUUGGCGAAUCACCUUGUUCUACGUGCUUGGUCUCUUCUUUGUUGGUCUUUUGGUUCCCUCGGACGACCCUAGACUGCUCUCCAGCGCGGCUUAUACCGAUGUUAAGGCAUCGCCCUUUGUCCUCGUUGGACUCUAUGCUGGUCUCACCGGCUUCGACCACUUCAUGAACGCAGUCAUCCUCAUUUCCGUCAUUUCCAUUGGCGUUUCCAGCGUGUACGGCGGUUCGCGCACUCUAACCGCCAUGGCGCAGCAGGGAUACGCUCCCAAAGUCUUCACCUACAUUGAUCGCUCCGGCCGCUGUCUCCCGUCCACCAUCGUCAUGCUGCUUACUGGAGCCCUUGCCUACAUCAACCUCAACGCCUCGGGACCUACUGUGUUCAACUGGCUGCAAGCACUCUCUGGACUUGCUGUUCUCUUCGCCUGGGCCGCCAUCUGCCUGGCUCAUAUCCGUUUCCGCGCCGCGUGGAAGUAUCACGGCCACUCUCUCGAUGAAAUCCCAUUCCGAGCAAUCUUUGGUGUCGCCGGAUCCUGGAUUGGGCUGUUCAUCUGCUUCAUCGUCUUUGCUGCUCAGUUCUUCACUGCCAUUGCUCCUCCUGGACAGCACGGCCUCAACGAUGCCGAGGGCUUCUUCCAAUCAUAUCUUGCCCUUCCCAUCGUCCUUGCUUUCUGGGUAGCUGGAUAUAUCUGGAAGCGCACUGGUUGGUUGAAGCUUGAGCAGAUCGAUGUUGAUACUGGCCGUCGUGACCUGAACUGGGAUGAGAUCCGCGCGUAUCGCGAGCAUGUCGCUGCUAUGCCUUCAUGGAAACGCAUCUACUAUCAUCUAUUCCAGUAA